CUCUCUAUAAGUACACUCAUUUUCACUUCCCUCGCAAGCCAAAACAACCCAAAAAAAAAAAACAAAAAAAAAAAAGCAAAAAAAAAAAAAUUGGUUCUUUCUCUACGUUUCGUUCCUGAGUUUUUCAAUAUUGUUCGAGACAAGAAAGCUAAUUGAAAUCAUGGGUUUUCUUCACAAGCUCUGGGACGAAACGCUGGCCGGCCCUGCUCCGGAGUCCGGCCUCGGAAAACUUCGCAAGUACGAUUCCUUCUCUGCCUCCUCCACCUCUCCGAUUUCGCCGCCUACCGUCACCCGGAGCAUCACCAUUGUUCGCACCAGCUCUGAUUCUCGAUGCCUCCUCCGAUCCCUCCUCUUCCCGGACUCCCCUUCCGGCCCCACCACUCCUCGCACGCCUUCUACCCCUGAGACUCCAGUUGGUGAUUUCAAGAAAUUCACGAGGAGAAAAUCGCCAGCUCAAGCAGAGCGACCUGAGUCUACAAGUCCGAACAUUUCCGAUUGGGUGAUCAUGAGUGCUUUGGAUCGUUGACAGAGGAAGGCAAGAGACUUUGACUAUAAAAUAUCUGGCCAAUGGAUGCGUUUUGUACACGGAAGAGAGAUUCCAAGGGAAACAUCGUUUUGUUUUCGUGUGUGUGUAUGUAUAACGAGUUGUAGAUUACUAGCUUCCUUCAAUAAGAUUGCUCCUCAGAUCAGGAAGGAAGGAGCCACAGCAAAUGCUUCGUGGGAUCCUGGAGAUGGAAAGUACUAUCUCGGACCUCAGUUUGACUGGUUCUUUUUCUUCUUCCAUCUUAUAUAUAUAUAGUAUGUAUGUAUGUAUAAAGGCAUAUAUAUUUAAGUUUCAUUUUCUGGGUUUUGAUUGUGUAUGUGGCUGUGGAUACUGAACUCUGUCAGUGGAACUCAAUGAAGCUUGAAAAUUUUGUGUAUUA
Messenger RNA from Prosopis cineraria, 923 nucleotides. Its product is annotated as dormancy-associated protein homolog 4-like. NCBI's taxonomy places the organism in Eukaryota, Viridiplantae, Streptophyta, Magnoliopsida, Fabales, Fabaceae. The record is from RefSeq and is a predicted model, not a curated record.